UGCCGCUGGGGUAACUCGAACCUCCAGAACUGAGCCUCUACUUUAGUCAAUCCUCUCUGCUCCAGAGAUUCCGUUCUUAUUCACACGACUAGUUCCUUCGAUUUGUUCACACGCCACCGCUAUGACACAUUCUUACUGACGGCUUUGCUCAAAGAGGAUUGACCUUUGAUCUCCCCUAUAAUUUCUGUCAUCACACGUGAAUUCACAGAUAACAUAACCUCAAGAUAUAAAUAAAUAACAUGGACCUUUUCGUUGUAAAUAGGUACGAAGGAGACGACGGGGAAGAUCCCCAGGUAUCUGAAUCUGCUCAUGAUCAUCUCUCAGAGCUUCUCAAAAAGAUAGAACUGAGAAAACGUCAGAAAUCAGAAGUUUCCACUGCGCCGGCAGUCACUCCAGGGGAACCCCCCAAAAAGAAGAAAAAACGAAAAAAAUCGACUCCCAUCACCGACGAAAUUCCACCCCAAUCCCUUCCUUCAGAGUCUUCUGCGAUCACUGAAAAGGAUACACCAGGAAUUUCUGAAGAACAUACCAAAGAAAAACCCAGAGAAACUGACAAUUUUACGAUUCUAGGAGCAACAUCAAAACAGAAGAGACAAGCAGUGAAGAGAGUCCUGCCAAAUUGGCUUGCACAUCCUGAGAUUAUUUCAGCAGAUCUAUCGACUGGUCCCGAGGUUGAGGAGCUUCGAGGAAAGCUUGAUGACAGAUUGAUCGAUCUUUUAAAAACAAAAGGCGUGAGUAGAUUUUUCCCAGUGCAGUCUAGCCUGAUAAAUUGGAUGCUGAAAUGCAGUGAGGACAGAAAAAAGGGCUUCUGGCCUCGAGACACUUGUGUUUCAGCUCCUACAGGAAGUGGAAAGACCUUGGCAUACGUUCUACCUGUAAUUCAACAGUUGAGGAACAGGUUUAUCCAGAGGAUCAGCUGUCUGGUGGUGGUGCCUGUUCAGGAGUUGGCGUUGCAGGUCUAUAAAGUAUUUGAGACGUACGUCUCAACGACCAAUUUGGGUGUGGGACUUGUCUCUGGGGCCAGUUCCUUCGAGGCUGAACAGCAGAGUCUUGUCGAGAGGACUUUGAAGGGGGACUUGGUGAGUCGAGUGGAUAUUAUUGUUGCCACACCUGGCAGGCUUGUCGAUCACAUCGAACAGACCGAGGGGUUUUCCCUCAAGUUUCUCGAAUUUUUGGUCAUUGAUGAAGCGGACAGGGCCACUGACUGGCUCAGGCAUAUACCCAUGCCUCACAGGUGUCCACCACCCCUCACUAUCAGGAACUAUCUGGCUUGUGAAAUUCCUCCAGCCCAGAAAUUGUUAUUCUCAGCAACUUUGUCCCAAGAUCCUGAGAAAUUGAGUCGUUUGGGACUGUUUCAACCAAUUCUCUUCACAUCAGUUGUGAUAACAGACAGAGACGAUGAUGUAGAUCUUGAUAAGGAAACUGGCGAAUUUGUGGGAAAAUACACAAGUCCAAAUGAAUUGAUGGAGCGUGCGGUUGAGUGUGCACCUGAAUACAAACCAGUUGCUCUAGUUAAAUUGAUCACGUCUCGACAGCCAAUUGAGAAGACACUGGUAUUUACCAAUUCUGGUGAGGCUUCCCAUCGACUUGCCGUCCUUUUGAGACUCAUGCUACUGGAUAAAAACGUUGUUGUUGAUGAGUUAUCGGCCAAGUUGUUGCCGAGACAGAGGACUCAGAUGUUGGAGAGAUUUACCCAGGAUAAAAGCCAAAUCUUAGUGAGCUCAGACGCUUUGGCCCGAGGGGUGGACAUAGCAGGAGUUAAAUUAGUCGUAUCCUAUGAUCUACCAAAGCACAUAAAGGGCUACAUUCACAGAGCUGGACGUACUGGACGAGCUGGAUUACCAGGAACUGCUAUUUCAAUACUCACAUCCAAUCAGGUUCCCGUCUUCUCUCGAAUGCUCAGGGCUGCCCACAAAGCAUUACCUCCCAUUGAACAGAUUGAAUCGCUUGAAUCUGUUGCUGAGGCAAUGAAUUAUCAGGUGCAUGUAGAGAAACUCAAGGAAUUUAUUGAGAACGAGAGGACAAAGGAAACCCAACGGAUCAAAGCCAAACAUGAUUAACAACACAAGUGAAGAAGACAUCCCGUCCUUGUGUAACCGUGUGAUUCUCCAAGGGCGCAAGGAACACUGGUAGCACUUCCGGUGGACUCUGACCUAGAAUCAAUCCAAAUGAACAGAAAAACAAUUAAAAUUAUUCUAGCCCGAUAAAAUAUCCAAUUGACUCAGAUUUCUUACUGAAAAAAAAUAACAACAUUCAGCUGAGUGGAUGGGAAUGGAAGGUAUCAGAGCCCUGAAUGCAAUAAAACCGCUGUUUCAUAUGCUUGUGAAAUUCCAUCGGAUUCUUGUAUGCACUCAUCCAAAGAUUGAAGACAGCCACUGCGGGGGUGAACGAAUUGAGAGUAAAAAAACGAGUGAACUAAGAGUGGAAGAGUGUGUGAGCGAUAAAUGGAAAAAUUCUUGACUUGGAAUCGUAAUCCAGGGAGUGAGAUGGAGAAGGGAGGGAAUGUCGUUUCCAUGGGGAGCUUUUAUAGCUUGGCCAGAGGCACGCAAGGAAUUCUAAUUUGGCAGGGCUUCAUCCACUUUCCUCGGGCUCUUAUCGCUUUUUUUUUUCUUACAAUGGUCAUUUUUUUUUCUCUUUCUUUUUCGUUACUCUUUCGACUCUUACCGCACUUGACACUCCCCAGGUGUACACCCCCCUUAUGACGACUAAAUUAAUCCAAGGGGACAAAUAAUUCCGAUGUUUUUACUAUCGAUGCAACACUUGUAAGGAUUUCUUCAAAUUUCAGUCAGAAAAUCCCGUCAAUUUACAAUUAUGUGAGCGGAAAUUGAAUUUCGAUGGAAAAUCUAUUUGUCUCACUAAAUUUCUCAUUUGUCUGGGAAAUUCCCGGGAAUUACGUUUCUUAUAAUGGAAUAAGUAAAUCAUUACAAUUACUAAUUAAAAUUGUUAUGGAAUAAAAUUAACAAAUGAUUAGAAUAUACCAAAAUGAAUAUCUCACAA
This is a messenger RNA of Fopius arisanus, 2997 nucleotides long. RefSeq names its product putative ATP-dependent RNA helicase Dbp73D (gene Dbp73D). Gene Ontology annotation, molecular function: nucleic acid binding; ATP binding. The transcript has 5 exons. Bases 240 to 2060 code for a protein of 606 amino acids. The record is from RefSeq and is a predicted model, not a curated record. Gene Ontology annotation, cellular component: nucleus. Lineage: Eukaryota; Metazoa; Arthropoda; Insecta; Hymenoptera; Braconidae.